UACAGGAAGUGCUGAUGGCUGACUAUAUAUGGGAUUCGAACACUUUUAUGGCUUCGUUUUGCGCAAGUAUUGAAAGAGGUGCAAGCAAUCACCUAUAUUAAAUCAGUUUUGUAACUAUUUGCUGCUGUAAAUAAAAUUUAAAAUUUAUCGAUUUUUGUAGAUUGUUUGAUGGUACGUUGAAAAAAUUAAGGCUGGAAACUUAUGUCACUUAUGUGAUCAACGGAAUCGAACUCGUCCCAGUUAUGACUAGCCAGUGAGAAGUGAUUGUUUACAUUCGCUAUCUGUUAUAUAGAUUCUCAAUAAAUUAUUCCCCAAUGAUAACAGAGUACGACGUAGGCCUCUGUUCAUUGUUCUACUGCUUGUGUCUUGGAAGAAGAGUCUUCCCAUCGUCGUUUACAGCAACAUUACUCAUAAGUUCUGACUUGAACAAACGGACUUGUUCAAAGCCCAUUUCUCGCCUAUCCCUAGACGAACGUAGUGUCCUAGAGCCAGCCAGCUUAUGACGAAGUGCCUAAGUAUAUUUUAUAUCUGUUAGCUGUUUCAAUAUAAAAUAAACAUGAACGGCCUAAGCAUCCGCGACAUAUGCUGCUUAUUCUGCUGGCCACCUUGCCCAUCAAGUAUAGCCUCAAAGAUGGCUUUCAUUCCACCUGAACCAACUUACAGUUUCACUCCAGUGGCUGAAGGCAGCAGCAAAAUGUCUUUACAUCUCACUGAAAAAGCUGAAUGGCAGUUCACUGACAAAGAAAAGGAGUGCAUUGAAGUGUUCUACACUCGCACCAACAGAGGGAACACAAUCUCCUGCAUGUUUGUGAGGUGUUCUCCCACAGCUCGCUACUGCAUCCUCUUCUCGCACGGCAACGCUGCUGAUCUUGGGCAUAUGAGCAGCUUCUAUCUUAGUUUAGGCACUCGUAUUGACUGCAAUAUAUUCAGCUAUGAUUAUUCAGGCUAUGGAGUGAGCUCUGGGAAGCCCUCUGAGAAGAACCUCUACUCAGACAUCCAGGCAGCCUGGGAUGCCCUUAGAACUCGCUAUGGUGUCAGCCCCGAGAACAUCAUCCUCUACGGCCAGAGCAUUGGCACGGCAGCUACUGUGGACCUAGCGUCCCGGUACGAGGUGGGCGCUGUCAUCCUGCACUCUCCGCUGAUGUCGGGCAUCAGGGUGCUGUUCAAUACGAAGCGAACCUGGUUCUGUGAUGCCUUCCCCAGUAUCGAGAAGGUGGGCAAGAUCACGUCACCCGUGCUUGUCAUCCACGGCACGGAGGACAACGUCGUGGACUUCAGCCACGGCCUCGCCAUCCACGAGCGCUGCAAGCGGCCUGUUGAACCCCUGUGGGUUGAGGGCGCGGGCCACAACGACGUGGAGCUGUUCUCGCAGUACCUGGAGCGUCUGCGUCAGUUCGUCAACAGCGACCUGGGCAAUUGACGGUCACAGCCACCACCUCCACAGCACCACAGCAAGCCUCAGCACUGCUGUGGUGCUGCUGCUGCUAAUACCCUACAGCACCUCCUCUAUAACUCGGGACCACAGCAGCCGUGCAGUGAGGACCACAGCAAUAAAAAGUCUGGCGGUCCACAGACGUUGAACAGCAGCAAUGAAGGGGGUGGUGGCUCUAGCGCUACAGCUGUUUGUGGCAGCGCUACAGCUGUUUGUGGCAGCGCUACAGCUGUUUGUGGCAGCGCUACAGCUGUUUGUGGCAGCGC
Hyalella azteca is the source of this 1698-nucleotide messenger RNA. RefSeq names its product alpha/beta hydrolase domain-containing protein 17B. The record is from RefSeq and is a predicted model, not a curated record. Gene Ontology annotation, cellular component: plasma membrane; endosome membrane. Gene Ontology annotation, molecular function: palmitoyl-(protein) hydrolase activity. The transcript has 5 exons. NCBI's taxonomy places the organism in Eukaryota, Metazoa, Arthropoda, Malacostraca, Amphipoda, Hyalellidae. Gene Ontology annotation, biological process: protein depalmitoylation. Bases 557 to 1420 code for a protein of 287 amino acids.